CUCGGUGCAUCGCUUGCAGCAUAGCGGAAACUGCAUUGGCAUGGACGAUCGCUUGGAUGGCCUCAUAGGUAAUCCGGACAUGGAGCACAUGGUCAAUGUCUCGGAUUUGGUGCCUCCACAGAUCAACGAGAAGAACUUGUGGCUGUUAGGGGUGCUUUUGGCAGUCUUUGGUACCUUGGUGGGAACCAUUGGAAAACAGAUGAUCCGACGAUCAGAAAUGUUGAAGCAGGAGAGAAAGGAAAGGGAAAGCACCAUUAUCUUCCGGGUAGGACUUGCUUUGCAAGUUGCAUUGAACCCGUUGUGUGACAUUGCCGGCUAUGCCUUGGCCCCCGCCUCGGUGAUUGCUCCAGUGACCGGCAUGGACAUCGUGUGGAACACAGUGAUUGCUCCGUGUUCUUUGAACGAGACGUUGACUCCUAGAAGGCUGAUGAGCACCACCAUCAUCUUCUUUGCUGCAACGGCAUCUGUGGCCUUUCGACAGAUCAACGAGGUGGAAUGGACCACAGAGUAUGUCGAAAUGGUGCUGCUGCAAAAUCGCACCACACUUUAUGCGAUUUGCUUCGUUGCAUGGUAUCUUUGGAACAUCAUUGUCCAAAUGCGAUUUGAAAAAGGCACACCGAUUCGUGGCUUUUCUUUGGGAGCUACUGCUGGAACGUUAGCCGGCAACAUGUGGUGCACAAAGAUUACAGCGGUGCUUCUGGAAAAAUGCAUCUCGGGCAAUUGUGACCCUUGGAGUCAUUGGGUGUCCUGGAUUUGCCUUUUCGGCGCCGUGUUCUUUGCCACCAGCAACCUGUACUAUAUUUCUCGGGGGAUGCAGCAACACGAAGCUCUAUUCAUGGUCACGGUCUACAUGGGAGCCAACAUCACAACAAACAGUCUCAGUGCCAUUGUAGUGCUUGGGGAAAUGGACGAUGCUCCCUGGUGGAAACUCACCGGCUACACCCUGUGCAUCCUCAUGAUGAUGGUGGGUAUGGCCCUGCUAACUUCUGGCGAGAAGGAUUUGGAUGCCCGAGAAGUUGAAUUGCCUUCUCCUUGUGUGCUGGGAGAGGCAGAACAAUUGCAGUCGUCGCACACCUCUAUUCAGAUGCGUGUCAUCAGGUGUUCUGAAGGCAUUUGAGCGCCACUCUGGGGCCGAGCGGUUGUGCUUCGGCAGUUUUUCAGUUAACGGCGCUCCCUCUCCCUCUCUCCCUUCCCGCCUCUUGCUCUGAAGGCAUUUUCGGGAAAAAAAACAAAGAAACAAAGGUCUAAAGGCCUAGUAGUGAUGGCCUCCUAUACUCUGUCGAUUUUGUCAACUCUCUCCCCCUCUCUCCAUCUCCUUGCUCCAGCCCUUCUUCCUCCCAUGCGGAACGCAUGUGGAUAAUAGGGAGGGCGGUAGCAAUAUGCGAGCCAGCGGGCCCCGGAAGAGCAUUGAAAACAACAAAUAGAUCCGUUUCAGCUCAGAACUGCUCCACAUGUUGCCUUCGCAUCCUUCAGCAUCCGCAAGCUGCUCUGUACAGAAGGGUCUAGACGAAAGACGAAUUGAACGGAAAAGCGAGGCAACGUGCGAAGACGAAGAGCGAGUCGCGUUGUUUCGCUUUUGCCCGGAAAAGCAUUUCAUUUGUGCACACGGACCAAGAGUGCCUCUCACAGGCUGUUCAGAUAGCUCUG
Molecule: messenger RNA, 1647 nt
Organism: Durusdinium trenchii
Lineage: Eukaryota; Dinophyceae; Suessiales; Symbiodiniaceae
Source: the annotation of a GenBank genome assembly